Messenger RNA from Metarhizium album ARSEF 1941, 2175 nucleotides. RefSeq lists its product as uncharacterized. NCBI's taxonomy places the organism in Eukaryota, Fungi, Ascomycota, Sordariomycetes, Hypocreales, Clavicipitaceae. The record is from RefSeq and is a predicted model, not a curated record. The transcript has 3 exons. Bases 1 to 2175 code for a protein of 724 amino acids.
AUGGCGGAUGCGGCCCUCAUACCUAGCGAUGACCAUGACACUGGCAUGCGGGCUCCCUCGAGGCAGUCGACUCAAGAUGAGAAAGCCCGGGGAGCUGGGUGCGACGGUGAUGACGCUGAGGCGAGUGAGAUACUUCAAUACAUGUAUUCGUUUCUUGCGACUGCUGAUUUCAACGCUGCCCGUCACACAUGCCGGUCCUGGUUUUCUGCGAGCUUGCACCGCACCCUACUUGUGCAGAUGCUGAAGCAAGGAGGAUGGUGGAGCAGCAUGCUGCGCAUCAUCACGCCGGCGGGCAUGGCAGGACUACCUGGGACAAGUCAGGAACGGAUAAUGGGCAAGUGGAUCUCGAGGGAGUGCAAUCUUGCCAACCCGAACGGCAACGCAUUCACCCAAGUGGGAGAAACGGACUUUCGCCGACUACCGUCUGGACGCCGAACCAGUCAGCUCCACGGAGACAUAUCAUUUACGGUCAGCCUAUGCGGGCGGUAUUUGAUAGCGACUCUCGAUCAGCUGGCUUAUAUAUACGAACUGAAUCACGUGUGCCAACCCGGGCGCUCGGCUUGGUCUAUGCCGUUGAGGCGUAGACAAGGCAUGCCUCUGGGCUUUAUGCGUCCCGUUGCCAACAUCAUUUGCCCUCGCCGGAUACUGUGCGCCAGCAUGGACACCUCAUCCGGGAGAGAUUCGGUGGCAUUCUUGAUGGAAGGGCGCGUCGGCAUGGUUUGUGGAAUCGCCAAAGAUCAGUCGCUUACUCCGAGGUUGUCGCCCUUUGCCAUUUACGCCGCCGGGCCAUCGGAUUCAGGCUCCCUGCCCAUUUCAAGGGUCAAUUCACCAACAACACCAGACAAGCCUUGCAUCUGUCAUGAAAGGUCACCUCGGGAGCCACCUCUGGUGGACGUUGGGGAGAGAUCUGUAUAUCGAAACAUCUGCACAGCUGACGAUCCGCCACGGUCGGUUGCAAUUUGUCCGCAGCGAGAGGGGACCGACAACGCCCAAAAGCUUCGCCUGAUCAGCUCCGCAGCUGGCCUACUGAGCCCGCUUGAUGAUGUGAUGGAUUCGCAGAAUGAACACCGCACUACGGUGUUUGGAGAAGAAAGAACAGGUGACGCGCCGCUUUGGAGCACCGGAGCAACAAGACUGGACAGUCGCCAAGCCGCCUUCACAAGGCCUCGUGAACCCAGGAGGCCCAUGUGUCUUAGGUCAAGAGCAUUUCAAGACGCCCAUAUACUACUGGACAGCGGAGGUAUACGGACUGUAUCCGCAAGAAGUGCAGAUCAUUACCGCGCUGUGCCUCUCAGUGAUGGAUAUCACAUCUUGUUCACUGAUCCCCGGACGGGUUGCCUUUGCUUGGGAACUGACGCCCCGAUUGGAUCUGUGACGCGUCUUCUUCGGAAGGUGUGGUUUCGACCUCCGGGAGCAGCUUUGUCCGCCAUACCGAUACUGUACGCGGCCGCAUCAGAUACAAGACAUGGCGUGCGGGUUGUGGCUACCUUUGCGGCAGCAUCGCCGCCGAAUACCAGAGAUGCCGUCCCCAACAAGCAAGUGGUUGUGUUUUUUACAGUCCCUCCAGACCUGUUUCAUGAUUUGUCCCACGGCAACGCAGGGCGUCCCUUGACAACGGAAAUGUUGAGCGAUGAGAGAACACGGAGACAAAGCACUUCGGAGCCUUGGCAGGUCGAGGAAAGUUACGGCGAGGUGGAUGUAUUCAGCGAUGCAUUUCGGGACAUGCCAUCAUGUCCCCUCGAAAUCUGGGGACAGACGAUUACAAUACAUGAAGACCUGACCGAGAUCGCCCUGGACUCCUCGCCAGAGAUGGUUGUUUGGGCAUUCAGCUCUUCUGGUUGGGCCAAGGCAUGGGCGGUUGACUCGGGUAGGUCUGAGCCGCUUACGAUGACGGCGAUCCAGCAGGACGGCGGCGUGCGCCUGGUUGACAAGGACGGCGACGGGCCGAUGGCCCACGGUGAAGGCUCCAGCGUGAUGGAAGCACCGCAUGUCGCUGGAGGAGUUGAUCCCUUUGACGGAACCGUGGGCACGAACUUUGUGGAGCGACGGUCUGCAUUUGAGCGAGCGGGUUGGUACACCAGAGCCAGAGGCAGCGACAGGAUGAGCGGCACGGCAUCGGUAGACUUGAUUGAGGGCGUGAACGGCAUCGUAAGACUUGACGUGCAAUUACGAUGA